UACUUUGUUAGUAAUAGUAUAUAAAUUGACACUGUUCUAUUGUUCUAUUUUUUUAAUGCUUUUAUAACGUUCAGUCCAUUCAAAGUAACCGUAACAAUGAAUACGUCGUUUUGUAAAGUGAAGUUGUUUGUGUAUUAUAUUGUUACCAGUUUUAUUACAUAUGCAUCUGUUGAUGCAUUGCAAAUCCUUGCAAUAGAACAUAUUGCCGCUAAAAGUCAUUGGAAUUUUAUGAGUGCAGUUCUCCAAUCUUUGUCAGAAAAUGGUCAUAAUGUUACCGUAUACACUCCAUUUCCCGUUGGAAAUCAGAGCAACUACACAGAAAUCAGUUUGGAAUUAUUACCAUCACAAGUCGGAAUGGAUGCCGUAGAAUUAUUAAACAUGUUUGAAAAACCUACAGAUAUGAUACCUUUAAUCAUAAAUAUGACUCGAGAUUUUUGCAAUAUUGUUUACGAACAAAAGGAAAUACAAGAAUUAUUAAACAGUGAUAAAUCAAACUAUGAUAUUUUCAUCACUGAAGUUUUGUCGUCGGAGUGUUCAUCCUAUGUAGCAUCCAAGUUAAACUUGUCACUGAUAUACGUAAUUCCUUCGCCGAUGAUCACCUAUAUGGAGCACUCUGUAAUUGGAGAGGUGUCUAAUCCUGCAACAGUAUCUCAUCUUAUGUCUCACCACGCAGUACCUAAAACUUUUUAUCAACGAUUAUCAAAUGUUAUCAUUUUGGGUUUUAGUUUGUUUGAGUUAAUAUUUACAGAAAUGGAACUGAAAAAAAUUGACACUCAACCAUAUGAUCUGGUGGAAUCUGUAAAACCAUCGUUGGUAUUUAUAAAUACACAUUACAUAACCGAUGCGCCAAGACCUCUGUCUGCAAAUCUCAUUCAAGUUGGAGGAAUACAUUUGAAAUCACCAAAUAGCAUACCAAAUGAUAUACUUGAGUUUAUUGAGAACUCACCACAUGGAGUGAUUUAUUUUACAUUUGGUUCAGUCAUUUCAAUGUCAACAUUACCAGAUCACAUUCAAAAUGCGUUUAAAGAAGCUUUUGGGCAAAUACCUCAGAGGAUAUUAUGGAAGUACGAAGGAGAAAUGAAAGAUAAACCAAUUAAUGUAAUGACGAGUAAAUGGUUUCCUCAGCGUGAUAUACUUCUGCAUCCUAAUGUAAAAUUAUUUAUAAGCCACGGAGGUAUAUCUGGUGUAUAUGAAGCUGUAGAUGCAGGUGUUCCUGUUCUUGGAUUUCCAUUUUUCUAUGAUCAACAUAGAAAUAUAGAUAACUUAGUUGAAGCAGGAAUGGGAAUGUCUAUGGAUCUGUUCACUAUUCAAAAAGAUGAACUAUUAAACAAUAUUUUAGAACUCACUAAUAAUGAAAAAUACACGAAGAAUGCUAAAAUCACUUCUGAAAGAUUUAAAGACCGACCGAUGUCACCAGCAGAAUCAGUUGUUUACUGGACAGAGUAUGUAGUUCGUCAUAAUGGUGCACCACAUUUAAAAUCUCAAGCAUUUAAUUUGACGUGGUAUCAAUACAUUUUAUUGGAUGUUAUUGUUGUUAUUCUAAUUUUUAUCGCUUUAGUUAUUUUCAUUACUUACAAAGUUUUUAAAAUUGUAUAUUAUAAAUGUUUAAAAUAUUCACAAACUAUCAAACCAAAGUCAGAGUAAUUAGACAUCUAUAUGGUCUUAUUUAAUUAUAUAAUACAAUUUAUUUAUAAUAUUGAUAGUUGUUAAUAUCAAAAAUAAAUUAAUAUUUAAAUGUUUAAAAAAAAAUCAAAUAAACUACUUUUUUAUGUAUUA
This is a messenger RNA of Aphis gossypii (cotton aphid), 1776 nucleotides long. Its product is annotated as UDP-glucosyltransferase 2. The record is from RefSeq and is a predicted model, not a curated record. The transcript is spliced from 4 exons. The coding region runs from base 97 to 1644 and encodes 515 amino acids. Gene Ontology annotation, molecular function: UDP-glycosyltransferase activity. NCBI's taxonomy places the organism in Eukaryota, Metazoa, Arthropoda, Insecta, Hemiptera, Aphididae.